AUGUUUGCAGAUAGCCCCAAAAUUUUGGAGGGCUAUGUACGAAGGAAACGAGAGCCGGAAUUACAUGCGUGGUGGGCACGAUACCUAGAAAGCAUUGGAGAACUGGAAGGUGCAAUGGGUUUCUACAGCGCGGCUAAAGAUAAUCUUUCCUUGGUCAGAAUCAAAUGUACCCAAGGAAAACUGGAAGAGGCAGCUAAUCUAGCUAUCGAAUCCAAAGAUAAAGCUGCUUGCUACCAUGUUGCGAGAAUAUUUGAAGCUGAGGGUGAUUACUCAAAGGCUGUUGAUUUCUACACCAAAGCACAUGCUUAUAAUAGUGCUAUAAGGCUGGUCAAGGAGCACGAUAUGCGUGAUUUACUUGCGAAUCUAUGUCUGAUGGCUGGAGGUAGUGAAAUAGUGGAAGCAGCCCGGUAUUUUGAAGAUAUUCCUGGUUAUACCCAUCAGGCAGUAAUGCUAUACCAUAAGCGUGCAGCAGAGUUUUUCGCAAACAAUCAGAACUACGAAAAAGCUGUUGAACUUUUGUGUUUGGCGAAGGGUGUGAGUAAAAUAUUUGGAUUUUUGUUUUCUUCUCCGAAAGUGAUCCUUCGGUUGUAG
Molecule: messenger RNA, 591 nt
Organism: Cylicostephanus goldi
Lineage: Eukaryota; Metazoa; Nematoda; Chromadorea; Rhabditida; Strongylidae
Source: the annotation of a GenBank genome assembly